UGAGCAGUGCUAACAGUGCUAAAAGUGCUAAGCUAAAAGGCUAGAAGUGCUAAGCUAACUGAACUAAGUGGAUUACUGAACUAAGUGGCUAACUGAACUGAGUGGCGUGCUGAAUUGAACUGAACUGAACUGAACCUACCAAAAAUAAAAGGAGGAAAAAGAAAAAGUUGUUUGGUUUCUGAGUGGUAUCCAGUUGGGACCCUUCAGGUGGACUCGAUCCUUUUCAAGUGGGGAAAAUGCAGACGUUAAGGACUUAACUUAACAGUAAAAAAUGGAUAACUUGACAGUAAAAAACCGCAAGACCGGGGAACUGGAAAGUCUGAAUAACCAGGAGAGGAAAAACCAGGAGCUUUCAGCUGGAACAGCAGGAGCAAUAAACUGGAAUCCUGGGAAAGGAAGACAAUCAACUAAAGAUACAUGAAAACAGAAGAGUAUUACCAUCUCGCCUGAAAUCAACCUGCGGAUUGAAUUUAACAUGGCGGAUCAAGCUACUGGCAAAUCAGUAGAACAACUCAAGGUGGCGCGAACCACAGCAAAAAGAUUGUUUACACGUCUGAUCAACAGCAUUACCAGGACUCAUGAGGACAUGUCUGAAGAGGAGGUCAGAGACAGUUUCAAUAAGCUUAAAAUUGAAGCUGAGAAAGUCAUGGGAGUGAAUGAAGAUGUUGAGAUGAUGCUGGAUUCAUUGCUGAACUGGAGGCGGAGCUGGAUACAGAUACUGUAUUGACUGAACAGCAAAAUGCUGACCUAGAGAGGACUUUCAAUGAGUGUGACAUGAAAGUAAAGGAGACCAGAAGUCUGAUUCAGCAAGCACUUUGGGUCAACUUUGGGAGAAGUGAAUUGUCAACAGCAUUACAGGCAGCAGAGAGCGAGUGUGACCGUGCUGCUGCUGUUGGUAACCAGGAGGCAUAUGAAUUCAUGCUUAACCACCUGCAAGGACUGGUAAAGACCGCAAAGGAGGUGCACAGUCGGUGGAAACUAUGGAUCCCCAAAAGUGAGCAAGAGGACUUUCAGGGCCAGUUAAAAGGACUUCAACUCCUCCAUCCAAAGUUGGUCUCCAGAAAGGCGGACUACAUACAGGCUAGGAGAAAGGAGGAUGCUGAAAGAUCACUUGGGGCCAUGACUUCAAACUACCCCAUGCCAGCCACCAUCAGACUGAAACCUACUGCCCUUCCAAAGUUCACUGGAAAUAAACGUGACUUCCACAGGUGGAAAAAAGACUGGGAAGCACUCCAGAAGCAGGGUGAGCCGACCGGUUCAAGGGAGGUGAAAAAGUUUCAACUAUUGGACAGUCUGGAUGGCAAAGUCACGAGAGACCUUCACCUUACCACCUAUAUCACUGCAGGUGAUAUUUUCCGAGUCCUAGAGAACCGCUACGGCAAUCAAAUUGCUAUUGCCAUUGAAAUAGUGGAGGAGUUGCAGAGAAUGCCAGCUGUCAGAAGUCAUCAGCCACGGAAAAUAGUGGAAUUAAUCCAAGCUGUGGAGAAGGCGCUUCAAGAUUUGAACGAUCUUGGAGACACAGGCGCAAUCAGAAAACCUCUGGUAACAAAGUCAAUUGAAAGCAAACUUCCAGAAACUCUGAAGAAGGAGUGGCUAGUCUAUGUCACUGACAGGACAAAUGCAGUGGCACCAGAGAAUCGAUUUGACAAUCUCCUGACAUUCCUCAAAGGGCAAGAAAGCAUAUAUGAGCAGCUCGAGCAACUGAAGGAUGAGAAGCCAAGUAGAAAAGAGACCAGUUGGGAGCCAAGACAUGCAAGAACCAAGUCUACCAAAUCAGACGAUGACCAUUUAGGGUGUGUAGUCUGUGGUGAUGGAAAGCAUAAGAAGAAGCUCUACUUUUGCAGACAAUUUCGCGCACUGAAGCUGGGCGAGAAAAAGGCUGCAGUAAGAAAGUUGGGAGCAUGCAGAAUGUAUCUUGAGGUUCAUGAUGACUCUUCAUACUGCAAAACUGACUUUCUGUGUAAAAACCAAGGCUGCAAAGAUGGGCAUGCUCCUGGGCAUUACUACUACCUGUGCCCCAAUGCUGAGGUGAAAAGAAACAGCAUGAGUCAGAAAAGUCACAGAUAUGGCCCAGAGGGGGAGAAAGCCAGGAGGAAAUAUACAGAUAAUCAAGAGGAGUUCUUCAACAAACUUUGACCAGAAUUAGCAAAACAAUGUCGGGACGUUUUUUUCCAACACUGCUUCAAGAGCCUUCAGCACUGUACAAGAUCAACCAAGCCUUCUGGUGGACUGGAAGAGCUACCAGUAAUUAUGAUGCUUCUCGAGGUCACAGCUAAUGCUGGACAAAAAAUCGGAACAUCAAUUGAUUUGGCUUCAGACACAAAUUAUAUAACCCACGAGGCUGCAAGCAGACUGAACCUCAGGAGCGAAGAAAUGACUCUCGUCGUCCAUGGAGUUGGAGGGAUGAAGGUUCGUGUGGAGACAAGACGAUAUCUUCUGAAGGUCAGAGUAAAGAUUCCCCAGGGCACUCUUAAACCCCAUCAAUUGGUUUGCUAUGGACUGGACAGCAUUGCAAAUAUCCACAAAAAUGUGACACCGGAGCAGCUGCACAAAUUCUUCCCAGACUUACCACUUGAUGAACUUGUGAGACCCAAAGCAAUAAAUUUGCUCAUAAGUCAUAGAGAAGGUCAACUAGCACCACAAAGAACCAAAGCUGUUGGAAAUCUCGUACUGUGGGACGGACCACUUGGAAAGACGGUCGGCGGAACGCAUCCAGACCUCUUUGAGGAACUCACUGUGUCAGCCCACAUGUCCAAGACACACUUUGCAAGGUCAAUGAGAGCAGCGGCUGUAAAGUACGAGGAGCUCACUAGCAGGACACCAGUAAGACUUCUACCAGGCAGACAGGUUGCCACCAAGCUUCAGGAGUCAAGUACUUCAACCACCAAUAAGGACUUCCUUGAGUGGUGGAAAUGGGACAGUAUUGGUGCAGCAUGUGAGCCAAAAUGUGGGGGUUGUCGCUGUGGAAAAUGCCAGCCAGGUGGCAAAGAAAUGACUCUUGCUGAGGAGAGGGAACUCGAAAUAGUAAAGGAAGGCCUCACCUAUGUCACAGGUGAUAACCACAGCGAGGAACCACAUUGGCACUCCCGAUAUCCUUGGUUAGAGGAUCCAGCCUCUCUGCCGAACAAUAAAAGAACAGUCGAGGCUAUGUUUCUCAGGACGGAAAGACAGCUAGCCAAGGAACCAGAGUGGAGGGUUGCCUAUGCCGCUCAAGUGCAUGACAUGGUUGACCGAAGAGCUGCAAUCAAACUGUCCAAGGACGCAAUAGACAGCUGGAAUGGGCCAAUGUGGUAUGUGAGUCACCUUAUAGCUCCUAACCCACACUCUGUCACAACCCCAGUAAGACUUGUGUGGAACAGCAGUCAGAAGUUCAGAGGUGUGAGCUUGAAUGACCUGCUAAUGAAAGGUCCAGAUGUCCUCAACCAGAUUUGUGCUGUCCUUCUCAGAUUCAGGUGUGGAGUACAUGCUGCCCUGGGUGACAUAAAAAAGAUGUACAACUCUGUUUGGUUGGAGGACCAGGAAGUACACCUUCAUAGAUUCCUCUGGCGAGACUCGGAGGAUGAAGAGCUGGAAGAAUAUGCAAUCACGAGAGUAAACAUCGGAGACAAACCGGCAGGGUGCAGCACAGCUAGCAAUGCGCGAGACUGCUAACCUCACUCCUUUCACCCACCUCAACGAGGAGCGUCAGGUGCUACAAGAAGACAGCUACGUUGAUAACAUUCUCACAUCCCACAAUGAUCUGGACCAGCUAAAAACCAUCACAGCAAAUGUAAAGCAGAUCUUGAAAGCUGGAUGUUUUGAGCUCAAGCCGUGGGUCUUUUCUGGGCAAGGUGGGAGGAUGGGUUGGAAGGACAAGUUGGAGAGGACCAAGGCGAAGACCAUGGUCCUGCCAAACCAAAUGAGCGAUGAUGACAAUAAGGCGCUCGGCCUGGGCUACAUGGUCGAAGAGGACAAGCUCCAUGUCAUGAUCGCAAUCAAUUUCUCGAAGAGAAAGAAAAAGAUGAGAAUUGGCCAGGACCUUCAUCAAGGACAAGUCAGAGAUCAGAUACCAAAUCCCCUGACGCGAAGAGAACUGCUCAGCCAAGUUUCAGGGCUCUUUGACCCAGUCGGCCUGGUAACUCCUGCUAAGCAAAAGGGAGCUAUUCUGGUGCGAAGGGCGUUCCAAGAGGCAAAGAGCGAAAGAUGUCCAGUCAAAGACACAUGGGACACAGCACUCUCAGACGACCUCAGGGAGGAUGCAAUUAAGCUAUUCGAAGGGUACAUCCAACUUGGCAAAGUCAUGUUCACCAGAGCACUAACGCCUCCAUGCUACAUUGAGAAACCUUGGGCAAUCACGUUCUCCGAUGGAAGCGAGCAUACCUAUGGAGCAGUGAUGUACCUAAGGUGGAAUUCAGACCAGGGCCCAGUCGUUAGGCUGGUGGAGUCUAAAGCAAAAUUAACUCCCUUGGACUGCAAAGGUGAUGCUGUCAAGGCAGGGUUUGUGGAGCUGUGUUUGCCUCACGGUUAAGAAGGUACUUUGAGCUACACAGCCGAAUCCAAGUUGAGCGGUGGUACCAUUUGAUCGACAGCCAAACAGUCCUUGGUGCAGUACAGCGAGAAAGCUAUGGCUAUCAAACAUUCUUUGCAAAUCGGAUUGGAGAAAUUCAAAACGGCACAAGGAUCCAAGACUGGUGGUGGAUCCCUGGUCCGCAAAAUAUUGCUGAUAUAAUCACCAGAGGAGCCAACCCUCAAGACCUGGAUGAGGACUCAGAGUGGCAAAAUGGACCAAAGUUUGCCAGUGAAUGAGUGGCCAAUCAAAUCGGCUAAGGAACUAGCAACCGCUGCCAGAGAAAGCAUUAACAAGUUGCAAAAGAAAGCAUUUGUUGCUGCACUAACGAGAGCCGAGGCAAAGGAAGCGGAACAAAAUCAGAACCAGGCACAAACUGAACAAAGGAGACCACCUGCAGGGUCAGCCAUCUGAUGCCUUGUCGAUGUCAAGAGGUUCAGCAGUUUAACCCGACUUGUCAAAGCGAUUGCAUGGAUCUGGAGAGCAGCAAAAAAGUUCAUUGGACAAAAGAAAGCCCUGAAGAGUUCAAAGUGGGAGGCAGUUUCUUUAGCAGGAGUUGUCUCAAUAAGAGAACGAGAAGAUGCCCAGAGAGACAUCUUUCUUGCAGCACAAGAGGGCACAACCUUCCCAAGCACCACAACAAACAGACUGGUAGUCUAUAAAGAGAGACUCUGGGCUAUUGGUUUGUGGUGGCAGAGUGCAAAUCUUUAAAGAAGAUCAAGUUGGGGUCCCUAUCUUACCCUAUGACGCAUGGGUGUCCACACUGCUAGCUCGGGAGGCCCACAGUGAAAGUCAUGACGGAGUGGCCGGAACCCUGCUCAAGAUGAGAAGGAGAGCAUGGGUCAUACGGGGAAGGAGGAUGGCCCAAAAAAUUGUUGAUGGGUGCAUGAUCUGCAGGAAGGUAAAAGCAAGGAAAUGUCAACAAGUAAUGGGUGAUUUGCCGCCAGAACGAACAGAACCUGCUGCACCGUUUGAGUUCACAACAGUAGACCUUUUCGGACCAUACCACGUAAGAGAUGACGUAAAGAAAAGAGUGAGACUAAAAGUCUGGGGGGUGGUCUUUUGCUGCAUAGCCAGUAGAGCCAUCCACACAGAGUUAGUAAAUACUCUAUCGACCGAAGGGUUCCUGAUGUCCUACCAAAGGUUCACGGCACUCAGGGGGCACCCAAGAAAGAUCUGGUCAGAUCCAGGCACCAAUUUCAUUGGAGCAAAACCAGUCUUGGAGGAGCUUUACAGAUACCUGGACGGCCUAAACAAUGCAGCUCUUGAGGAGACAGCGGCAAAGAACGGGACAGAGUGGAUGUGGAAAAUCCACCCAGCCGAUUCUCCACACAGGAAUGGUGCUGCGGAAGCUGCUGUACGAAUUGUAAAGAAAGCACUUCAGAGUCUUGGAAAGGAGUCUGAGCUCAGUUAGAGCGAGUUCCAAACAACUCUUCACAUAGCAGCCAAUCUGGCAAAUGAGCGCCCAAUCGACGCCAGGAUACAGAGCCGGGAAGACUGUAUUCAAUAUAUCACACCCAACACGCUCCUUCUUGGCCGGGCAUCUCAAAGUGGUGAUUUCAAAACUUUUGACUUCUCUAGCUACCCCUACAAAAGACUCAGAGCAAUGCAGUCAGAGGUGACCAGGUUCUGGAAGCAUUGGAGCCAGCUCGCUGGUCCCAACCUAUUUGUAAGAGACAAGUGGCACACUGCAGAGAGAAAUGUUGCUGUUGGGGACAUUGUCUGGCUAAGUGACCAAGAUGCACUGAGGGGGCAAUUCAAGCUUGGCAGGGUCAUCAGUACAAAUCCUGACACUAAAGGCAUCGUCGGGGACGUCUACGUCAGAAUCAUUCCAAGCUACCAUGUUCCUGUGACGAAAGCUCCAAAGGCCAGAGCAAAUCAUCCAACGUUGGACAAACAGGAAGGAAAGGCCCAAGCUACCAUCCUUCACAGAGACGUAAGGCGGUUGAUUGUCUUACUACCUGCUGAGGAACAGAUGGAGAGUCAAGUCAGGACAGCAUCUCAAGAUGAUCAAGAGCACCAAACGGGGACCACAAAGUUUGCCUUUUUAAGCUGGCAAUCUGCCCAGUGGUUCCAUGGGAAGAUCGAGUGGGAGGUGUCAAGUCAAACGGGUUUUCUUUUAUGUAGAGAGAAACAAUAUAGAUAACUGAAAGGAAUUUAAACUAAUGGUAAAUAAAAUAAUAAAUGAAGCCGUUAGUAAAGGGAUUGAUACUGACUGUGUGAGUGUUCGGAGGGAAAGCAGGGCGGAACCAAUCUGCCUGGAGGUAUAUAACUAGAGACGCAGUAACACACGGGGUCGCAGAAAAUACGGUCCGAAAAUUGGACAAGGAAGUACCGUCGAGAUCGUAUCGUGUGGAGAUCUGCGGCCGUCACUGCAUGACUGACGAGUCGGAAAGGUCUGGAGAGGCAGCCGAUGUUUCACAGGGUCGGUGUGAAGGAGGGGGAUCUGUUCCAGCCCACUUAUGUUUACCCUGAGGAGGUGAAAAUGUUGAUGCGUUCAGUCUUCCCACAGGACAUCUGUGACUACCCCGACCCCUGCCAUGAUCAGGCGAGUAUGAGCACCUUUCACAACUCAUUUAG
This is a messenger RNA of Anarrhichthys ocellatus (wolf-eel), 7126 nucleotides long. RefSeq lists its product as uncharacterized. Bases 2251 to 3651 code for a protein of 466 amino acids. The record is from RefSeq and is a predicted model, not a curated record. Lineage: Eukaryota; Metazoa; Chordata; Actinopteri; Perciformes; Anarhichadidae. The transcript has 2 exons.